Daphnia magna is the source of this 960-nucleotide messenger RNA. Its product is annotated as collagen alpha-1(XXIII) chain. The coding region runs from base 136 to 705 and encodes 189 amino acids. NCBI's taxonomy places the organism in Eukaryota, Metazoa, Arthropoda, Branchiopoda, Diplostraca, Daphniidae. The transcript is spliced from 6 exons. The record is from RefSeq and is a predicted model, not a curated record.
CGCAAUAAAGCGGUGCAGCAAAUCUCAUUCAAACUGUGCGGUUGUUUUCUUUUCGCUUCGCUGGUGGCACUAACAGCCGGCCAAGAUGGCCGAUCUUUAUUGUAUCCUUUUCCUCCAGAUGUAGAAUGUCAAGAAAUGGGACCCUAUUUGCCGUCGCACUGCUACAAUCACGGCCAACCAUUCGAAGUGCAAUCACGCCUAGCUGGACCACAAGAUCUUGGUGAUGUUAAUCCCGAACACAUUUAUUUGAGGACACCACCGCCUAGCGGUUUGGACCUUCUUUCAAACACACCGAGAACGUUUUUCAAACCAGGUCAUUGGGGCGGUUGGGGCAAUGAUUUUAAAGGAGAUCAUAAUAAACCAAGUCAUAAGGGAGAACCAGGACAUCCAGGUAAACCAGGACCACCGGGUUUUCCUGGCCGUCAAGGUCCUUAUGGACAUCCGGGAAUACAUGGACCUCCAGGACCUACUGGGCCUCCAGGACCUAAAGGACCACCAGGAUACAAGGGCCCUCCGGGUCCAGAAGGUCCAAAAGGGCCCCCAGGUGUUCCAGGCACUAAAGGCGAUAAGGGAGACAAGGGGAAUCCAGGAACUCCUGGAACAAAAGGAGAACCAGGUGUGCCAGGGACUAAAGGAUACCCUGGCCCUCCAGGUCCAAAAGGAGAGCCUUGUGAAUGUAACAGUUAUCCAACAACGAAUCCCUAAGCCACAAUCUUAUUAUUAAACAAUACUUUUUUUAAUCACUUAAAUAAUUUUAUGCUUAUUUAUUGAAUGGGAAAUGUUUUCCUAAUGUUAAAAAUAAUAGUAUUCACUGUGGUGUAGGGUCUUGGUACUUAUCCUGUUAACUUAAUCUAAAUGUAGAUAAUGUGUUGAAUAACGAGUCCAGUAUCUUGUUGUUCCAACAAUGCAUGAACAUUGCAAGUUCAGUUUAAUUAGGAAAAUAAACGUUUCCCAUUCGUA